Molecule: messenger RNA, 2337 nt
Organism: Prorocentrum cordatum
Lineage: Eukaryota; Dinophyceae; Prorocentrales; Prorocentraceae
Source: the annotation of a GenBank genome assembly
AGAUUCGUGGGCUCGAGAGCGCGGUCCGCCUGUCCCACUAGGCGGAGCAGGGGAUGGCACUCGUAUCCACAGCGUCGAAGGCUGGCGCCGAGGUUGCCCUGCGGGGCUACGCUAAACAAGGCUUCGAUGCGGACUCCACCAACCCCGAGCACAUCCAGGCGUACCUCAUCUUGCGGCAGACACACAGGCGCGUGAAACCGGACACCUUUGUGAACUACAUGAAAAGGAAGGAGACUCAUUUCGAGCACGGUGGUCGUGUGAAGGAGGAGGUGUGGGGGGUUCCGAAGGUAAACUUCCCGAACGGCUUGCCGCAGGACAUGCAGAAGUCCGAGAUGACACCGGAGAAGCUGGCAGAGUUGGCCCUCGUGGGCGGCGGGGCGCCCGACCACGAGACGUACUUUUUCAUUGACCAGGAAUGCGAGCGGAAGACGCUCGGGCAAGGCGUGAAGACCGUGGAAUUCUUUUGGAAAUCGUCGACCAGGAUGCCCUCGGACGCGGUGGCCGGGCCCUCCAUCGCGUCGGGCGCCGGAAGCCCCGGCGAGGUUCGCAGCCCGCAGCAGGACAGCGGCGCCGGGGCCGGGGAACCCAACUUGAAGGCCGCGGUGGGCGCCAGGGAGAACCCUUUGAAAAGGCAUUCGUCGGACGAGGCCGACGGGGAGGCACCCGCAGCGAAGAAGGCAAGGCUCAGAUUGGAGACCUUGCGGACGCUGCGCGAUAACAUCAAGAGCGCUGUGCAAGCGGGCCAUUGGAAGAGCCAGAACGCCCUGCACACCGCCACUGUUGACGUGUACAUUGAAGAAGCCAAGGCGAUUCUGAAGGAGUUGAGCCUGGAGGCUGACGCGAAGGAGGUUGGUCUCGUGACGAAGUUCACGAACUUCCUGGCGCGGACUUUCCUCGCGGCCCCCGCUUUCGAACACCUUCACAUUUUCAAAGGCACGUUCACUGAGCUGAAGGAGUUGGGCGGUCAGGAAACCGGCGAGGGCAAGCUCCUGGAGGCAUUGGCCGUGAUCACCGCCUCGUCGGAUGCCGUCCCCGACUGGUCGCAGGCGGACCCGGUCGCCCGCGCAGCCUUCCGGGGCAGCGCCAUGUACAGGAGCUUCGUGGCAGCGCGCGUGGGGGACAAGGUGCGCAAGGCCCAGAGCGAGGAAGGCCAGAAGCGGCUGGACAUUUUGCUCGAGUGCUCCGAAGUCCCGAACGUGCCCCCCGCCAUCAAGAUGACGAUCGAUUCCGCAGUGGUGCUUUUCGACGUGCGCGUGCCCCUGGGUAUGCGCAUCAAGCACUUCGUCCUGUCCCCGCAGGCCGUCAAGCUAGCGAGAAACUGGGACCCCGAGGGUUUGAUGGGGGCCGCGGCGCUUUUCCUCAUGGAGACGCCCAACGUGAAGGACAUGACGUUCGACAGGUUCGUGGAGGUGGCCCGGGCCGUCGCGGAGGAGGGCAUCGACGUGCCCAACCCCGUGCUGAAGUCGGCGGUCGGGUUCGUGAAGGCCGUGUCGCCGACCGCCCCGCAGGCGGGCCAGGAGUGGGCGCAUCGCCUUGUGCAGGAGGGUUUGACGGCCCGCUUGCAGUUGAAGGUGGGCGCCGUGGAGGGUGACUUCGACCCCGUGGCGGCGGUUCCGGCGGCGAGCGCUGCCGACGCGUUCCGCGCCACGAAGGAGUUCCUGUCGUUCCUCCCGAAGGGCGUUACCGUCGCGUGGCUGCAGGCUUGGAAGAAGCACCGCGACGAGGAGAAGGACAAGGCGAAGCAGGCCAGGGCCGAUGCCAAGGAUGCCAAGGAUGCCGAGAAGGGCGCGGAGGUGAAGGCCAGCGAGAAGGGUGCGGAGGGGAAGGCAGUCGAGAAGGGCGCGGAGGGGAAGGCCAGCCCCGCGUCGGAGAAGAGCGGGGCGGCCGAUGCUCAGGGGGGCCACAAGGAGCAGCCGCAGGAAGUACAGAAGUUCAAGAUUGGCGAUGUGGUUAUCGGGAAGUCCCACCAGCACAAGGAGAAGUACAACGACGUGGAGGCCCAGGUGACAGACGUGCUUACCAGGCACUACAAGGUGAAGUUGCUGACUGGGACGGCCGCGAACACCUCGAAUGACAUUCACAAGUACCUGUUCAAGGACGUGAGGGCGAAGCCGAGCGGGGGUGGGGUGCUGGGAAAGCUCGCGGCGCCUGCGGGCGCGGACAAAGCCGCGGCGCCUGCAGGCAUGCAGAACCUCGCCGACUUGUUCGACGAGUGACGGGGGGCCCGAGGGGCAUUCGUGAGGGGCCUACGUCCAGGUAGGCGAGCGUUCUCGGGGCCCGCUCUACUAGGGCUCCGGGGACUGCGCGGGGCGACCGCGGGCAACGCGGUGGGCAAAC